Messenger RNA from Anastrepha obliqua, 1361 nucleotides. RefSeq lists its product as uncharacterized. Lineage: Eukaryota; Metazoa; Arthropoda; Insecta; Diptera; Tephritidae. The coding region runs from base 725 to 1327 and encodes 200 amino acids. The record is from RefSeq and is a predicted model, not a curated record. The transcript is spliced from 6 exons.
GAACGCAGUUAACUUGCAGCUUUCAAAUUUUUUACCAUAAAAUUUGGUUAAAGUUUUUGGUUUACAAAAAAGUUUGAAAACAAAAUUGUAGAAUUUAAUAAAAUAAAAAAAAAUUCAAAAGUUUCAUUUGAAAGUUAAAAGAUAAAAAAAACCGUUAAAAUUUCAAAUUAAUGCAAAAGUAAAGCAAGAAAUUAUUCGACUGUCGAAAAAUCGAAAUAACGACGAAAAAUUCUGUAUCAGCAAUAUAAGCGUACGAGUUGUAGUACUGGCAUAACGGGAAUAGAGAGUGUGCAUACCACACAAAGCAAACGAGCAAACAAGCGAGCGAGCGAACGAGCGAGCGCACCACGAGUGAGUGAUAAGCCAGCAACGUGACCACAACCCCUAAAAAUUUGUCUGAAAAUAGAGCAAAAAACGCGUACUUAAAAAAAAAACAAAAAACCAAAAACCAAAAUUAACAAAUAAGCAAAAAGUCUUGUUAAAGUGAAAAAAUCGAAUUAUUUCGUUUACGCUUUCAGUCCACCUUAAGUCAACGUUAAAAAAAAAACAACAACAACAUUCCGAAUACAACAACAACAUCCGAUUAACGCAUUAAGCCAUUGCUAGACGAGCCGAAAAACCUACUCACCUACUUUUUGGUGCACAUAGCGUCCGCAUAGGAUACAUACCUCUACACGCGCACACAUACACGCAUACAGAGAGCUAUUUGCACAGUAAAGAAAUAAUGGAUUUAAAUGAAAAAGUGGAACAACUUACCAAUGAAACAGCGGCAUUGCGGAAAGAAGUUGCGCAGCUGAAAGAAUCGCUAACAAAACAAAACAGUACGAUUGUAAAGUUAAUAAAGGAGCAAUGCAAUCUCAUCAGAACACAAGAAGCGCGCGCGCAGGAAAAAUAUUUGCCUGCAAAUAACGUCAAACCAUUUGUAAAUAUGUUUCCCAUAAAAUCCCAAGAAGAAUUGGAGGCUGCAGAAGAGGGUAUAAAAGAGGAAAACAAAACUGAAUGUAUUGCACUUGCCAGGGCACUUUUAAUGCCGGGAAGUUUUAAAAAGAAUCUCAACAAAAUAUUGGGAGUUGAUGUGGUUAUGGACUAUAAUGUUGAUGGCAGACAUAACAAGAAGCGCAUACAAGACUAUCCGAAAAUUAUGGAUGUGCUCUUUCAAGCCACUACUAAGGAGGGUUGGAACUACAAAUAUUUUCUAGACGAUCUCAGAAAUGGAUUUAAGUGCUCCAAAAACAAGCACUUCAAAUAUAAUUGGACUCAACGGAGGAAGCAUUCUGAAGAGCCGUCCAUUAAAAUUGAAGAAGUUUUGAUACCGUUCGAUGAAUAAAAUUUUAUCAAUAAAAUUACCUCUUUUUUUUGUA